Mizuhopecten yessoensis (Yesso scallop) is the source of this 2528-nucleotide messenger RNA. RefSeq names its product pre-mRNA-processing factor 17-like. Gene Ontology annotation, biological process: mRNA splicing, via spliceosome. Gene Ontology annotation, cellular component: catalytic step 2 spliceosome. The record is from RefSeq and is a predicted model, not a curated record. The transcript has 15 exons. NCBI's taxonomy places the organism in Eukaryota, Metazoa, Mollusca, Bivalvia, Pectinida, Pectinidae. Bases 306 to 2021 code for a protein of 571 amino acids. Gene Ontology annotation, molecular function: protein binding; mRNA binding.
GACCUAUAAAACACUUCACGGCCAACAGUACCAUUUUUUCACAUUUUCAUCACGUUAUAUGCUAAAUAAGAUUUUAGUGAAGAACAUUUUAUGAUAUGUGCGUGUGUUUGUUUGUGUAAAUGGUGUGUGACCUACAUUGAAAAGUGAUGUCAUGAAGAGUGGCCAAGUUUGACAGUUCGCUGUGUAUUGGGCACACCCCGGUGAUAGUGUUGGUGCUGAGACACUCCAGGCACCCUAACAACGAGUGCAAUUAAUAUUACUGUGCAUUUUGCUGCGGGACUCGUCGAUGUCUACCGAUCGUCGCAAUGCUUGCCUUGCGAGACUAUGCAAGUGAUUCAUCUGGUUCUGAAGAAGAAACAAGGCCAUCUAUUGAAGACUUGACAGCUCAUUUGAAACCAAUACAGAGUGGAAAAUCACUUGUGUCAACACAAAAGUUGAACGCCGCUCCUUUAGUAAUAACAAAGGAAGAUGUUGGCGUACAGCGUCACCUGGACAUCACAACUAAGGAGGUUAAAUACAACCCAAAGUUUGAGGAAAUGUUUGCACCUGAGGUUGGUCCUUCUAACCCAUAUAAAACCCAGCAGAUGCUUGCUUCGAAAAACAUGAUCUCUGGGUAUGCAGAGAAAGCGCAUUUCAAUCAAUUCCAGUUUGAAAAUCAGCGUAGAACUUUUACAAGUUAUGGUUAUGCAGCAGACCCUUCUUGCGAUGUACAAGUGUCAUCAGAAUGUCCAAUCGUUGGGGACAGAGUGGCCGCCGAAGACAGCAAAGGCCUUACAGUAUUCGAGGCUACCCCCAAUCGUCCUGAGGACAAGAGGAAGCGUCUGAGGAACUUUGAUGCAGGGGAUAUAGAUGGCUACCUGGGACCCUGGGGCAAGUUUGUGGACGAAAAAACAGUGAUGAAGCCGAGUGAGGAUGAACAGAAAGAACUGGAUGAGAUACUUGCCAAGAGGAGUAAAACAAACAAACAGACAGAGGAGAAGACGGUGGAGGAGAAGACUACUCUACACAUUAAGGAUGCCUACGACUACCAGGGUCGGUCCUACCUACACAUCCCACAGGAUGUGGGUGUGAACCUCAAAUCAGAGGAACCACCGGAGAAAUGUUUCCUCCCCAAGAAACACAUCCACACCUGGACAGGACACACAAAGGGCCUGUCAGCUAUUCGCUGGUUCCCUGUUUCUGCCCACCUUCUCCUCUCCUGCAGCAUGGACUGUAAAAUAAAGAUCUGGGAAGUGUACAAUGACCGGCGCUGUAUACGGACAUACGCUGGCCAUAAACAGGCGGUCAGGGACAUCACGUUCAACAACGAUGGCACCGAGUUUCUCAGUUGUGGCUAUGACAGAUACUGUAAACUAUGGGACACAGAAACAGGUGAUUGUAAGUCACGAUUUACCAGCAGAAAAGUUCCUUACUGUGUGAAGUUCCACCCAGAACCUGAUAAGCAGCACUUGUUUGUGGCAGGUACCUCGGAUAAAAAAAUUGUUUGUUGGGACACCCGGUCAGGAGAGAUUGUCCAGGAAUAUGACCGACAUCUCGGCGCUGUUAACACAAUCACAUUUGUCGACCAGAAUCGGCGCUUUGUCAGCUCCUCAGAUGACAAGAGUUUACGAGUGUGGGAAUGGGACAUUCCAGUGGACUUUAAAUACAUAGCUGAUCCGUCCAUGCACUCCAUGCCAGCUGUCACUUUGUCUCCAAAUGGGAAGUGGUUGGCUUGUCAGUCUAUGGACAACAAAAUUUCCAUCUUUAAUGUUCUAAACAGAUUCAAAUACAUGAGGAAGAAAACGUUUACAGGACAUAUGGUGGCUGGGUAUGCCUGUAAUGUAGACUUCUCCCCAGAUAUGAGUUACAUCAUUUCUGGGGAUGCAGAUGGAAAGUUGUAUGUGUGGGACUGGAAGACCACCAAACUUUACACUAAGUUCAAGGCCCAUGAUGAUGUGUGUAUCAGUGUUCUGUGGCACCCACAUGAAACCUCCAAGGUUGCGACAGCAGGCUGGGACGGGAUCAUCAAGUACUGGGACUGAAGUCAAGGUCAUCAACUGUAUAUUUGUUAACAGUUCGCCAAGGACACAUUUGUUCAAAGUUCUCCAAGGACAUAUUUGGCCAGGAGUUGCAUCUCAGGCCUUCAAAAGAUCUGAGACAGGACUAUUGUAGUGGACGGAGGACACAUCAUAAUCAACGAACAAAUGAAUGAAGUACAAUCUGGGGUCAUCAAGUGCAUGUCAAAGAGAUCACCAAAUCAAGAUGAUCUGUUAACAAAGGGACAUUACUGCUGGACAGUGUUGAUUAUUCUAAGGUACACAUUAGCCUUCUCUCUACAUACAAGCAGUUGAUAAGGUAGGACAGUGACGGUAACUGAUAGUUACUGUAGAGUCAGAAGUGCAGAGACAUUGACUACUAUUGUUACUGUAGAGUUAGAAUACAAUAUCAACAGUAAAACAAUAAGCAGACUACAGGGCCGUUUUCGUUUAAACGGUCAAACCGGUCGGAUCACUGUUGUAUGUUUAUUAAAAAAGGUCGGACCUAGUAAU